GACCCGAAGCGCCACGUUCUGGGAGCCCGGCCCGCGGUGGCUUUCCAGGCCGGGGCAGGACCGAACCCGGAGCCGAGGGGGGACUGGUCUCCCCGGGAGAACAAAGUUGCCCGGCCUGGGGCCCCGGGGCGCGCGAGCGGCGAGACGGCGGGUCCGACCUGCGGGAUCCACGGUUCCGAGGCAGGGCGAAUCGUGCAGGGAGACGCGAGCCCCUACCCGGGGUGGCGGGCGGACCCAGCAGCGCCCCACCCUCGCUCUCCAACAAAGGGGCCGGCAGCAGCCGGAGGAGGACCUGGAGGAGGAGCCGGAGCGGCGAGCAGCUCUCGCACACAAAGUUGUGGAGUCGCCCUUCCCCCGAGGAGGGGAGCGGGCAGCGCCGGGCGCGGGAUUUCUCCCGCCCAGGGCCGAGGAGGAGCCCCGGGCUCCUCAGCCGAUCGGGCCACCUCGGGGAGCGGCGCCCCUUUUCUUUUGGGUCAUUCCUGCAGAGGGAAAACUCCAGCGUGCGCCUGCCCCCAGGCUAGCGUUUGGACUGUUUUGUUUUUUGGCGGAACUACGGGGCAGGAAGAUUGCACAAGUCAGGGGGCGUUUCCAAUCGGGUGUCAAUUUUGGAUCCCCCCCCCCGACCCCCCUUUGGAUCUUGUCGGGCUUUCCACGUUUCACUUUAAAAAAAAAAGCAAAACCAAAAUUCUUGUAACGUCCAAGGCAAGCUCCCCACGACCCGAACACGCCCAGAGGAACCCUGGGGCCUCUGGGACUUGGCUAGCAGGUAUUCAUGCUAGCCUGGACCAUUUUUCAGAGUUAGCCUUCAGAAGAGGAUCUGGGAAAGCCUUUGGAUUAUAUUGAAACUCAUCCAAGAUGGCCAAGUAUGGGGACCUUGAAGCCAGGCCUGAUGAUGGGCAGAAUGAAUUCAGUGAUAUCAUUAAGUCCAGAUCUGAUGAACACAAUGAUGUACAGAAGAAAACCUUUACCAAAUGGAUAAACGCUCGAUUUUCCAAGAGUGGGAAACCGCCCAUCAGUGAUAUGUUCUCAGACCUCAAAGAUGGGAGAAAGCUCUUGGAUCUUCUCGAAGGCCUCACAGGAACAUCAUUGCCAAAGGAACGUGGUUCCACAAGGGUGCAUGCCUUAAACAACGUCAACCGAGUGCUACAGGUUUUACAUCAGAACAAUGUGGACUUGGUGAAUAUUGGAGGCACGGACAUUGUGGAUGGAAAUCCCAAGCUGACUUUAGGUUUACUUUGGAGCAUCAUUCUGCACUGGCAGGUGAAGGAUGUCAUGAAAGACAUCAUGUCAGACCUGCAGCAGACAAACAGCGAGAAGAUCCUGCUGAGCUGGGUGCGGCAGACCACCAGGCCCUACAGCCAAGUCAACGUCCUCAACUUCACCACCAGCUGGACCGAUGGACUCGCGUUCAACGCCGUGCUCCACCGGCACAAACCAGAUCUCUUCAGCUGGGACAGAGUGGUCAAAAUGUCCCCAAUUGAGAGACUUGAACAUGCUUUUAGCAAGGCCCACACUUAUUUGGGAAUUGAAAAGCUUCUAGAUCCUGAAGAUGUUGCUGUGCAUCUCCCUGACAAGAAAUCCAUAAUUAUGUAUUUAACAUCUCUGUUUGAGGUGCUUCCUCAGCAAGUCACGAUAGAUGCCAUCCGAGAGGUAGAGACUCUCCCAAGGAAGUAUAAGAAAGAAUGUGAAGAGGAAGAAAUUCAUAUCCAGAGUGCAGUGCUGGCAGAGGAAGGCCAAAGUCCCCGAGCUGAGACCCCUAGCACCGUCACUGAGGUGGACAUGGAUUUGGACAGCUACCAGAUAGCGCUAGAGGAAGUGCUGACGUGGCUGUUGUCUGCAGAGGAUACGUUCCAGGAGCAAGAUGACAUUUCUGAUGAUGUCGAAGAAGUCAAAGAGCAGUUUGCUACCCAUGAAACUUUUAUGAUGGAGCUGACAGCACACCAGAGCAGUGUGGGGAGCGUCCUGCAGGCUGGCAACCAGCUGAUGACACAAGGAACUCUGUCAGAUGAGGAGGAGUUUGAGAUCCAGGAACAGAUGACCUUGCUGAAUGCAAGGUGGGAGGCGCUCCGGGUGGAGAGCAUGGAGAGGCAGUCCCGGCUGCAUGACGCUCUGAUGGAGCUGCAGAAGAAACAGCUGCAGCAGCUCUCAGGCUGGCUGGCCCUCACAGAAGAGCGCAUUCAGACGAUGGAGAGCCUCCCGCUGGGUGAUGACCUGCCCUCCCUGCAGAAGCUGCUUCAAGAACAUAAAAGUUUGCAAAAUGACCUUGAAGCUGAACAAGUGAAGGUAAAUUCCUUAACUCACAUGGUGGUGAUUGUGGAUGAAAACAGUGGGGAGAGUGCCACAGCUCUUCUGGAAGAUCAGUUACAGAAACUGGGUGAGCGCUGGACAGCUGUAUGCCGCUGGACUGAAGAACGUUGGAACAGGUUGCAAGAAAUCAGUAUUCUUUGGCAGGAAUUAUUGGAAGAGCAGUGUCUGUUGGAGGCUUGGCUCACCGAAAAGGAAGAGGCUUUGAAUAAAGUCCAAACCAGCAACUUUAAAGACCAGAAAGAACUAGGUGUCAGUGUCCGGCGUCUGGCUAUUUUGAAGGAAGACAUGGAAAUGAAGAGGCAGACUCUGGAUCAACUGAGUGAGAUUGGCCAGGAUGUGGGCCAAUUACUCAGUAACCCCAAGGCAUCUAAGAAGAUGAGCAGUGACUCUGAGGAGCUAACACAGAGAUGGGAUUCUUUGGUUCAGAGACUCGAAGACUCUUCUAACCAGGUGACUCAGGCUGUAGCAAAGCUCGGCAUGUCCCAGAUUCCUCAGAAGGACCUUUUGGAGACCGUUCACGUGAGAGAACAAGGAAUGAUGAAGAAGCCCAAGCAGGAACUGCCUCCUCCUCCCCCACCAAAGAAGAGACAGAUUCAUGUGGAUGUGGAGGCCAAGAAAAAGUUUGAUGCUAUCAGUACAGAGCUGCUGAACUGGAUUUUGAAAUCAAAGACUGCCAUUCAGAACACAGAGAUGAAAGAAUAUAAGAAGUCACAGGAGACCUCAGGAAUGAAAAAGAAAUUGAAGGGAUUAGAGAAAGAACAGAAGGAAAAGCUGCCCCGACUGGAUGAACUGAAUCAAACCGGACAAAUCCUCCGGGAGCAAAUGGGAAGAGAAGGCCUUUCCACUGAAGAAGUAAACGAUGUUCUGGAAAGGGUUUUGUUGGAGUGGAAGAUGAUAUCUCAGCAGCUAGAAGAUCUGGGAAGGAAGAUCCAGCUGCAGGAAGAUAUAAAUGCUUAUUUUAAGCAGCUUGAUGCCCUUGAGAAAACCAUCAAGGAGAAGGAAGAGUGGCUGAGGGGCACACCCGUUUCUGAAUUACCCAGGCAGCCCUUGCCAGGCUUAAAGGAUUCCUGCCAGAGGGAGCUGACAGAUCUCCUUGGCCUUCACCCCAGAAUUGAGAUGCUGUGUGCAAGCUGUUCAGCCCUGAAGUCUCAGCCCUGUGUCCCAGGUUUUGUCCAGCAGGAUUUUGACGACCUUCGACAUCAUUACCAGGCUGUACAGAAGGCUUUAGAGGAAUACCAACAACAACUAGAAAAUGAGCUGAAGAGCCAGCCUGGACCCGCGUAUUUGGACACACUGAAUACCCUGAAAAAAAUGCUAAGCGAGUCAGAAAAGGCAGCCCAGGCCUCUCUGAAUGCCCUGAACGAUCCCUUAGUGGUGGAGCAGGCCCUGCAGGAGAAAAAGGCCCUUGAUGAAACCCUUGAGAAUCAAAAACCUACAUUACAUAAGCUUUCAGAAGAAACAAAGACUUUGGAGAAAAAUAUGCUUCCUGAUGUGGGGAAAAUGUAUAAACAAGAAUUUGAUGAUGUCCAAGGCAGAUGGAAUAAAGUAAAGACCAAGGUUUCCAGAGAUUUACACUUGCUUGAGGAAAUCACCCCCAGACUCCGAGAUUUUGAGGCUGAUUCAGAAGUCAUUGAGAAGUGGGUGAGUGGCAUCAAAGACUUCCUCAUGAAAGAACAGGCUGCCCAAGGAGACGCUGCUGCGCUGCAGAGCCAGCUUGACCAAUGUGCUAUUGCUAUUCAAAAAAGCAGGCUGUCAGAUAGUCAAGAAAAAGCCCUGAACUUGAAAAAGGAUUUGGCUGAGAUGCAGGAGUGGAUGGCGCAGGCUGAAGAGGACUACCUGGAGAGGGACUUUGAGUACAAAUCUCCAGAAGAACUCGAGAGAGCGGUGGAGGAAAUGAAGAGGGCAAAAGAGGAUGUGCUGCAGAAGGAGGUGAGGGUGAAAAUUCUGAAGGACAGCAUCAAGCUGGUGGCUGCCAAGGUGCCCUCUGGUGGCCAGGAGUUGACGUCGGAGUUCAAUGAGGUGCUGGAGAGCUACCAGCUUCUCUGCAAUAGAAUUCGAGGGAAGUGCCACACACUGGAGGAGGUCUGGUCUUGCUGGGUGGAGCUGCUUCACUAUCUGGACCUGGAGACCACGUGGUUGAACACCUUGGAGGAGCGCGUGAGGAGCACGGAGGCCCUGCCUGAGAGGGCAGAAGCUGUUCAUGAAGCUCUGGAGUCUCUUGAGUCUGUUUUGCGCCAUCCAGCGGAUAAUCGCACCCAGAUUCGGGAACUUGGGCAGACUCUGAUUGAUGGUGGAAUCCUGGAUGACAUAAUCAGCGAGAAGCUGGAGGCUUUUAACAGCCGCUACGAAGAGCUGAGUCACUUGGCGGAGAGCAAACAGAUUUCUUUGGAGAAGCAACUCCAGGUCCUCCGUGAAACUGACCACAUGCUUCAGGUGCUGAAGGAGAGCCUGGGGGAGCUGGACAAACAGCUUACCACAUACCUGACGGACAGGAUCGAUGCCUUCCAACUGCCACAGGAAGCUCAGAAGAUCCAAGCAGAAAUCUCAGCCCAUGAGCUCACCCUGGAGGAGCUGAGGAAGAAUGUGCGCUCCCAGCCCCCGACGUCCCCUGAGGGCAGGGCCACCAGAGGAGGAAGUCAGAUGGACAUGCUACAGAGGAAACUUCGAGAGGUCUCCACCAAAUUCCAGCUUUUCCAGAAGCCCGCGAAUUUCGAGCAGCGGAUGCUGGACUGCAAGCGUGUGUUGGAGGGAGUGAAGGCUGAGCUUCAUGUCCUCGAUGUGAGGGAUGUGGACCCUGACGUCAUCCAGGCCCACUUGGACAAGUGCAUGAAACUAUAUAAAACGUUGAGUGAAGUCAAACUUGAAGUUGAGACUGUCAUCAAAACGGGGAGGCACAUUGUCCAGAAGCAGCAGACGGACAACCCGAAAAGCAUGGAUGACCAGCUUACAUCUCUGAAAGUCCUCUACAAUGACCUGGGCGCACAGGUGACAGAAGGGAAGCAGGACCUGGAAAGAGCCUCACAGCUGUCCAGGAAGAUGAAGAAGGAGGCUGCCAUCCUCUCUGAAUGGCUCUCUGCAACAGAGGCAGAACUAGUGCAGAAAUCCACAUCAGAAGGUGUGAUUGGUGACCUGGACACAGAAAUCUCCUGGGCUAAAAAUAUUCUCAAGGAUCUGGAAAAGAGGAAAGUUGACUUAAAUGGCAUUACAGAGAGUAGUGCUGCCCUUCAGCACCUGGUCUUGGGCAGUGAGUCUGUUCUGGAAGAGAACCUCUGUGUGCUCAAUGCUGGAUGGAGCCGAGUGCGGACGUGGACCGAAGAUUGGUGCAACACCUUGCUGAACCAUCAAAACCAGCUGGAGCUAUUUGAUGGACACGUCGCUCACAUCAGUACCUGGCUCUACCAAGCAGAAGCUCUGCUGGAUGAGAUCGAAAAGAAACCAGCGAGUAAACAGGAAGAAAUUGUGAAGCGUUUACUGUCUGAAUUGGAUGAUGCCAGCCUCCAGGUUGAGAAUGUUCAGGAACAAGCCAUCAUCUUGGUGAAUGCUCGUGGAAGCACCAGCAGGGAACUCGUGGAACCAAAACUAGCCGAGCUGAGCAGGAACUUUGAAAAGGUGUCCCAGCACAUAAAGAGUGCCCAAAUGCUGAUUGGUCAGGACCCUUCAUCCUACCAAGGCUUGGACCCUGCUGGAACUGUUGAAGCUGCUGAGUCUUUCUCUGACUUGGAAAACUUAGAACAAGACAUAGAAAACAUGUUGAAAGUUGUAGAAAAGCACUUGGACCCCAAUAACGAUGAGAAGAUGGAUGAGGAGCAAGCCCAGAUUGAGGAUGUUCUACAAAGAGGGGAGCAUUUGUUACAUGAACCUAUGGAGGACAGUAAGAAAGAAAAGAUCCGCUUGCAGUUGUUACUUUUGCAUACGCGUUACAACAAAAUCAAGACAAUCCCUAUCCAGCAGAGAAAAACAAGUCCAGUUUCUUCUGGAAUUACAUCAUCAGCCCUCCCUGCAGAUUAUCUGGUUGAAAUUAAUAAAAUUUUACUCACUCUGGAUGACAUUGAAUUAUCACUUAAUAUGCCUGAGCUAAACACCACUGUCUACAAAGACUUCUCUUUCCAGGAAGACUCUCUGAAGAGUAUCAAAGGUCAACUGGACAGACUUGGAGAGCAGAUUGCAGUUGUUCACGAGAAGCAGCCAGAUGUCAUCGUGGAAGCCUCUGGCCCUGAGGCCAUUCAGAUCAGGGACAUGCUCGCUCAGCUGAACGCAAAAUGGGACCGAGUGAAUAGAGUGUACAGUGAUCGGAGAGGGUCCUUGGCCAGGGCUGUGGAGGAAUGGAGGCAGUUCCACCAUGACCUUGAUGACCUUACACAGUGGUUAUCUGAAGCUGAAGACCUGCUGGUAGACACUUGUGCUCCAGAUGGUAGCCUGGACCUGGAGAAAGCCAGGGCACAGCAGCUGGAACUGGAAGAGGGCCUCAGCAGCCACCAGCCCAGCCUGAUCAAUGUUAACCAAAAGGGGGAGGACAUUGUUCAGAGACUCCGCCCCUCGGAGGCAAGCUUCCUGAAGGAGAAGCUGGCAGGUUUAAACCAGCGCUGGAGCACUCUUGUAGCUGAGGUGGAGGAUUUGCAGCCCAGGCUAAAAGGAGAAAGUAAGCAGGUGUUGGGGUACAAGAGACGGCUAGAUGAGGUCACCUGCUGGUUAACGAAAGUGGAGAAUGCUGUGCAGAAGAGAUCAACCCCUGACCUGGAAGAAAGCCCACAGGAAUUAACAGAUUUAGCCCAAGAGACGGAAGUUCAAGCUGAAAACAUUAAGUGGCUGAACAGAGCAGAACUGGAAAUGCUUUCAGACAAAAGUCUGAGUUUGCGUGAAAGAGAUAAACUUUCGGAAAGUUUAAGGAAUGUAAACACAAGGUGGACCAAGGUAUGCAGAGAAGUGCCUAGCCUACUGAAGACACGCACCCAAGACCCCUGCUCUGCCCCACAGACGAGGACGGCUGCUCAUCCCAACGUCCAAAAGGUGGUGCUAGUAUCAUCUGCAUCAGAUGUUCCUCUGCGUGGCGGCCUGGAAAUCUCGGUUCCUGCUGAUUUGGAUAAAACCAUCACAGAACUGGCUGACUGGCUAGUAUUGAUCGACCAAAUGCUGAAGUCCAACAUUGUCACUGUGGGGGACGUGAAAGAGAUCAAUAAGACAGUUUCCCGGAUGAAAAUCACAAAGGCUGAUUUAGAACAACGCCAUCCUCAGCUUGAUUGUGUAUUUACCUUGGCUCAAAAUUUGAAAAACAAAGCUUCCAGUUCAGAUGUGAGAACAGCAAUCACAGAAAAAUUGGAAAAGCUGAAGACCCAGUGGGAGAGUACGCAGCAUGGUGUGGAGCUGCGGCGGCAGCAGCUGGAGGACAUGGUUGUGGACAGCCUGCAGUGGGACGACCACAGGGAAGAGACUGAAGAGCUCAUGAGAAAAUACGAGGCUCGCUUCUACAUGCUGCAGCAGGCCCGCCGGGACCCACUUAGCAAACAAGUUUCUGAUAAUCAACUUUUGCUUCAAGAGCUGGGGUCUGGCGAUGGUGUCAUCAUGGCGUUUGAUAAUGUCCUGCAGAAACUUCUGGAAGAAUACAGUGGCGAUGACACAAGGAAUGUGGAAGAAACCACGGAGUACUUGAAAACAUCAUGGGUCAAUCUCAAACAAAGCAUCGCUGAUAGACAGAGUGCCUUGGAGGCUGAGCUACAGACAGUGCAGACUUCUCGUAGAGACCUGGAGAACUUUGUCAAGUGGCUUCAGGAAGCAGAAACCACAGCAAAUGUGCUGGCGGAUGCCUCUCAGCGGGAGAAUGCUCUUCAGGACAGUGUCCUGGCCCGGCAGCUCAGACAGCAGAUGCUGGACAUCCAGGCAGAAAUUGAUGCCCACAAUGACAUAUUUAAAAGCAUCGAUGGAAACCGGCAGAAGAUGGUGAAAGCUCUGGGGAAUUCUGAGGAGGCCACAAUGCUUCAGCAUCGACUGGAUGACAUGAACCAAAGAUGGAAUGAUUUGAAGGCAAAAUCUGCUAGCAUCAGGGCCCAUUUGGAGGCCAGUGCUGAGAAAUGGAACAGGUUGCUGGCGUCACUGGAAGAGCUGAUCAAAUGGCUCAAUAUGAAAGAUGAGGAGCUUAAGAAACAGAUGCCUAUUGGAGGGGACGUUCCUGCUUUACAGCUCCAGUAUGACCACUGCAAGGUGCUGAGACGUGAGCUAAAGGAGAAAGAGUAUUCUGUGCUGAACGCUGUAGAUCAAGCUCGAGUUUUUCUGGCUGAUCAGCCAAUAGAGGCCCCUGAAGAACCAAGAAGAAACCCACAAUCAAAGACAGAGUUGACUCCUGAGGAGAGAGCCCAGAAGAUCGCCAAAGCCAUGCGCAAGCAGUCUUCUGAAGUCCGAGAGAAGUGGGAAAACCUAAAUGCUGUCACUAGCAACUGGCAAAAGCAAGUAGGGAAGGCGUUAGAGAAACUCCGAGACCUGCAGGGAGCUAUGGACGACCUGGACGCAGACAUGAAGGAGGUGGAGGCUGUGCGGAAUGGCUGGAAGCCCGUGGGAGACCUGCUUAUAGACUCCCUGCAGGAUCACAUUGAGAAAACCCUGGCAUUUAGAGAAGAAAUUGCACCAAUCAACUUAAAAGUAAAAACAAUGAAUGACCUGUCCAGUCAGCUGUCUCCACUUGACUUGCAUCCAUCUCUAAAGAUGUCUCGCCAGCUGGAUGACCUUAAUAUGCGAUGGAAACUUCUACAGGUUUCCGUGGACGAUCGCCUUAAGCAGCUCCAGGAAGCCCACAGAGAUUUUGGGCCGUCUUCUCAACACUUUCUGUCCACCUCCGUCCAGCUGCCGUGGCAGAGAUCCAUUUCACAUAAUAAAGUGCCCUACUACAUCAACCAUCAAACACAGACAACCUGUUGGGAUCAUCCUAAAAUGACUGAACUCUUUCAAUCCCUUGCUGAUCUGAAUAAUGUACGUUUCUCUGCCUACCGCACAGCAAUCAAAAUUCGAAGGCUGCAAAAAGCAUUAUGUCUGGAUCUCCUAGAGCUGAAUACGACGAAUGAAGUUUUCAAGCAGCACAAACUGAACCAAAAUGAUCAGCUCCUGAGUGUCCCAGACGUCAUCAACUGUCUGACCACCACUUACGAUGGGCUUGAGCAGCUGCACAAGGACUUGGUCAAUGUCCCACUCUGCGUCGAUAUGUGUCUCAACUGGCUGCUCAAUGUAUAUGACACGGGCCGGACUGGAAAAAUUCGGGUACAGAGUCUGAAGAUUGGAUUGAUGUCUCUCUCCAAAGGCCUCUUAGAAGAGAAAUACAGAUGUCUCUUUAAGGAGGUGGCAGGGCCAACAGAGAUGUGUGACCAGCGGCAGCUUGGCCUGCUACUUCAUGAUGCCAUCCAGAUCCCUAGGCAGCUGGGGGAAGUAGCAGCCUUUGGGGGCAGUAACAUUGAGCCCAGUGUCCGCAGCUGCUUCCAGCAGAAUAACAACAAGCCAGAAAUCAGUGUGAAGGAGUUUAUAGACUGGAUGCAUUUGGAACCCCAGUCCAUGGUGUGGUUGCCAGUUCUGCAUCGGGUCGCAGCUGCUGAGACUGCAAAACAUCAGGCCAAAUGCAACAUCUGCAAAGAAUGCCCGAUUGUUGGGUUCAGAUACAGGAGCCUAAAGCAUUUUAAUUAUGAUGUCUGCCAGAGUUGCUUCUUUUCUGGAAGAACAGCAAAGGGCCACAAGUUACAUUACCCGAUGGUGGAAUACUGCAUACCGACAACAUCUGGGGAAGAUGUGAGAGAUUUCACUAAGGUGCUGAAGAACAAGUUCAGGUCCAAGAAAUAUUUUGCCAAACAUCCUCGGCUUGGCUACCUGCCUGUCCAGACCGUGCUGGAAGGGGACAACUUAGAAACUCCUAUCACGCUCAUCAGUAUGUGGCCAGAGCACUAUGACCCCUCCCAGUCCCCUCAGCUGUUUCAUGAUGACACCCACUCAAGAAUAGAGCAAUACGCUACACGACUGGCCCAGAUGGAAAGGACCAACGGGUCCUUCCUAACGGAUAGCAGCUCUACAACAGGAAGCGUGGAGGAUGAGCAUGCCCUCAUCCAGCAGUACUGCCAGACUCUGGGCGGGGAGUCGCCUGUGAGUCAGCCACAGAGUCCAGCUCAGAUCCUGAAGUCCGUGGAGAGGGAAGAGCGUGGGGAACUGGAGCGGAUCAUUGCUGACUUGGAGGAAGAGCAAAGAAAUCUGCAGGUGGAGUAUGAGCAGCUGAAGGAGCAGCACCUAAGAAGGGGUCUCCCUGUGGGCUCCCCUCCAGACUCCAUCGUAUCUCCUCACCACACGUCUGAGGACUCAGAACUUAUAGCGGAAGCUAAACUCCUGCGGCAGCACAAAGGGCGGCUGGAGGCGAGGAUGCAAAUUUUGGAAGAUCACAAUAAACAGCUGGAGUCUCAGCUGCACCGCCUCAGACAGCUCCUGGAGCAGCCUGACUCUGAUGCCCGCAUCAAUGGUGUCUCCCCCUGGGCUUCCCCACAGCAUUCUGCAUUGAGCUACUCCCUUGACACUGACCCAGGCCCACAGUUCCACCAGGCAGCAUCUGAGGACCUGCUGGCCCCACCUCACGACACUAGCACGGACCUCACAGACGUGAUGGAGCAGAUCAACAGCACGUUUCCCUCUUGCAGCCCAAAUGUCCCCAGCAGGCCACAGGCAAUGUGAAGCAUCUAUCCAGCCAACAACAUUUCCCGACCUUCAGUAUUGCCCUCUUCUGCAAAUGCCAAUCCCAAGACCCAUUCCACCCCAAAGCUCCGUGGCUCCACGACACAAGCUGUUGAGUGCUGACUGGGUGUUCUACUGAGGGAAUCAAACACUGACUAUCCAAAGAGAAAAGGAUAUUUUGGUUUUAUAAUAACGUAUAUUAUUGUUUUCUUCUUCCCUUUCUAUGCAACUGUAAAUUAAUGAACAGAGAAGUAUUUGGAGGUGGUAAAGCAUUUGUCACUGAUUUGUAUGAUAUAUACAGCCAUGGGAAAGUGGGUGGGGGCUUUCUAAUACGAAACUGCCUUUUUAAUAACCGAGAGAAAAUUGCAUAAGAAUUAGACCACUUUGCAUUAUUACAUUCCUUCUGCUGUUCAUAUUAACCUUGUACAAUAACUUCAUUUAUUAUUUGACUGUUUUACCAUUAUGUUUUGGUUAUUUAUAAAUUCAUCAGCCAUACAGACAAAUAGAUUCUAUGUACUUGUUUCUAUAAUCUGGCCAAAUUCCUAAGUUCAUAUAUUUGAAUAAAAUAUUUUACAUAUGUGGAGUAGGCAGGCAUUCUGAAGAUACUAUUUAACUUUAGUUGACGUCAUACACACAGUCCUUUAGUAACCACUGGAUGAUUACACUAAAAAUCCUGUGGACUUUAACGGCAAGCUGCUGGGGUAUUUUUCCUCCUGUUUUUAUUCCUUUUUUGUAAGUAGAUCUUAACAUCUUUAUUUAUUUCAUCUUGCAAUCUCUAUAAUAAAGAAGACUGUAUUGUAAUAGUCUCAAAAAAUUAUUUUACCAAGGGUUACCAUUUAAGCAUAUUUUCAUUUUGAUUCAGAAACCAAAGUUGGUACAACCUCUCCUAGUACUUGCACCCUUGGCUUUCAUGAGAAAACACACGGCAGGCUUUGCCCAUUGUGAGGAGAGUACACAUCAUGCUCUUCAGUUUCCUUUGAAUAGACUUUUGUUGUUGGUUUUGUAUUUUUCGAGUCCUGUGUAAGUUUUGAAAGCUCUGGUUGUUUCCUUUUGUGAAAGCAGGCAGAUACUUAGUAACUGUCUCACUGAAGCUUUGGAGCAGACAGACAGAUGUCUCAUGACCCCUCACUUGGCCAGCAGCACAUCCGAGAAGGAUGUCACUCACAAGCCUACACCACUGCUACUCUAGAAUGAAAUUAGUGCUCGGAUGAUUGGAUCCCCGCCUCUACUUCUGAGUGUGUUCAGCUGGGUAUUGGCUUCUUUUUCUUUUUCUUUUUCUUUUUUUUAAUUUAACACUUAAUUGCCAAUUUUAGAGAAACCAAAAAUAAAGGUGAAGGUAAUAUGUUUUGAUUCAAACAUAUAUGCUUUUAAAACAUCAGGACAUGCUAACUUUGGGUUCUCUUUCACUGGGAUCUGGCCAGAAGGAGGCUGAAAGUUAGAAAUUGCUAUUCUUUUAGGAUCGGUUGGGUGGGUUGGGGGGCAAGGGUGUCUAUUUGCAGCAUAGAUAUUUUGAGACGAAGAAAAUUGUUUUAUAUAAGGGGAGAGCCAUGAUCACCUUUCUACCUCAGAACCACCUUCCUCCAUUGUGUUGGACAUAGCUUUAUAUGCCGCAGUGUGCAAACCCUAGGGCUGUAAUCAGGCCAUUCCAUACCCAGGAAGCACCUGUGUAAACAACAUCAACAGAAACUCCCGGAACUCAGAACCCCGAGUUGUAGAUUUGGUGUCGUCCUUGUUCUUGCUUUGAGGAGUCAUGUGUUCUUUUAUUUCCUGCCUGUAUUUGUAUGCAAAAUGAUCUCUAUCUGCUAUUACAGAAAAAGCUACACAAAACACUACAUUGUAACCUUCUGAGUAAUAAAUAAGAGGAAAUAUAUUACAGUAACCAUGAUGAGAAAUAAGUGUAUUGUUCUUUUGAAAUAUGUGGUUAAUCACAGACUGUCAUCUAAUCUGUUACAUACUGUAUUUUUCAUCCUGAAUAAAAGUAAUUUUAACACAAAAUGACUCUGAUGUUUGGCUGUGUUCACUGAUGAAAUCAGAUCUUUGAAUGUAUGUGAUGAAAGCUAACUAUAAGAUGAUCUAUAUUCUGAUAAAUCUAAAUAUUUUCUGAAACUCUCUCCUAUACAUUAAUCUAGUCUCCAUUCACUCAUUAUCUCUCUCUCUUUUCUUGCACAUAAAUAUGAUUAUAUAUUUUUCAAUUUCCUGUACAAAUCAGAAUCCGAUUACUAGGGAAAAUGGAUGUUAUAAGCAUAUCCCUGAAGCCUAUUGGACCUUCAUUUUUAUAACUUGGAGCUCCUGAGAUUCAUCUGGUUACUCUCUCAAAUCCACUUUCAU
Molecule: messenger RNA, 13320 nt
Organism: Mus caroli (Ryukyu mouse)
Lineage: Eukaryota; Metazoa; Chordata; Mammalia; Rodentia; Muridae
Source: RefSeq, a predicted model, not a curated record